GUUAUCCGGCGGAAGUGAGGCUCAGACGAAGCAGCUGCUUCACCGGAGGUUAAAAAAAACUUGAAAAACGAAGAGAUUAGAAAAAAAACUUUCAUUUGUUUGCAGUGUUUUCCUGACACGGGCACUCCCGGCGGCCGCAGGAGUCCAUGCGCGGCACACCAAGCCUUCUGCACUGAUAUAAUGGAGGACUCUCAUUUUAAUUCAUCUUAUUUCUGGUCUGGUCUGCCUGUACCCACCGUGCAAGGACCGAUUGAGAAUGCAAUGUUCCUAAACAAAGUGAAGGAACAUCAGGAAAAGAGCUCUACUUCGUUCUCUUCCUCCUGUGCACCCCACUACCAGACCACUCUUCUCACCAUCCCGACUCCCGGGUCCAAGUCAGAUGGAGGAGAGCAGACAACAACUAUCACACACCUCCACCCUCCUCACAGCAGCCCAAAUGUCACGGUACUGCCGGUCCCGUCCACAGGCAUCAUGACAGCAGCUGGUCUGGUCAUCACCACUCCUGCUGGAACACUUGUAAACCCCACUACAUCUCAGUCCUUCAUCCCUGGUAAUCCAGCAACAACAAUAAUGGUUUCUACGCUCCAUUCUCAGGAUAAAAAGGAUGGUGGUGGGAAUUCUCAUGUUCCGAUGACACCUGGUGCCUCGAAAAGAGGCAGAAAACGGAAAGUAACCGUGUCAAGUCCCAUUCCUGGUGGAGGACCAGGAAGUGAAACACUCAUUCUAGCUCAUAUGACAUCUGACAGCAAUGUGAGUGACUCUAAUAUACAAGAGACCUCACCUUUAUUUCUUUUUAACAUGAUAUUUUCUUUUGUGCAGCAGCGGACCGGAGACCCUUAUGAUCUGUCUAAUGAAGACGAAGAUCUGGUACCAAAAGAUAGCACUAAGACGUACAGGUGCCGGAUGUGUGCGGCGACCUUCUUCAGUAAGUCAGACAUGCAGAUCCACUCCAAGUCGCACACAGAGGCCAAACCUCACAAGUGUCCUCACUGCGCCAAGUCAUUCGCCAACUCCAGCUACCUGGCGCAGCACAUCCGUAUCCACAGUGGGGCCAAGCCUUACACCUGCUCCUACUGCCAGAAAUCUUUCAGGCAGCUCAGUCAUUUGCAGCAGCACUCACGGAACCACACAGAGUCAAAGCCACACAAGUGUCCCCACUGUACCAAGUCGUUCGCCAACUCAAGCUACCUGGCUCAGCAUAUACGCAUCCACACUGGAGUGAAACCAUACACCUGCUCGUAUUGCCAAAAGAGCUUCAGACAGCUCAGUCACCUGCAGCAGCACAGCAGGAUUCAUACUGGAGACCGCCCAUAUAAAUGUUCCCAUCCAGGCUGUGACAAAUCCUUCACUCAACUUUCAAAUUUGCAGUCGCAUAGACGUCAACACAGCAAGGACAAGCCCUUCAGGUGCACCAACUGCUUUAAAGGAUACACAGAUGCCACGACUUUGGAAAUCCACAUGGCCACACACACAGUGAAGCAUGCCAAGAUUUACUCGUGUGGCCUCUGCAAUCGCUCCUACACAUCGGAGACGUACCUGCUGAAGCACAUUGAGAAACACAAUCCUGACCAGAUGACAGCUGCUGCAAUUAAAAGAGAACAGCGAAAUCAACAGAGCCAAAACUCAAGCCAGGUUGGAGCUCAAAGUCGAGUGGAGGGCACAGACGGUGUGCCAAGUCGAGGAGAGGGGGGACAGAACCAGGGCAGCUACAGCCAAACGGAUUCUAUUUCUUGCCCCUUCGACCUGCAUCAAUACAAAACGGUGUCUGCGAGCGACAUCCAGUACAAACCAGUCCCAGUGUCUGACAUCACUUCCCAUAAAGACCUUUGCCUAACUGUGUCAGCAUCCACCAUUCAAGUGGAGCACCUCAACUCCUAGUGGUGAUAGGAGGCAGGACUCGUUCUCUAGAUAGCUUAUUUUUGGUUUGUUUUUAAGAUAUACAUUAAUCAAUUGAAGAGUCAACAGGAAAAAAAAGCAAUAAGAAGCUUGACACUACCACCAUGAACCUCAGUUGUAAACAAACAGCAUCAUGAAGUCUCACUUGUUUACUAUAGCUUCAUAUGGACUGCGUGAGCGUUCAAGAAAAAUAUGAUGCUUUUGACCACGGCAUCUUUCUCCAUGUUCUACGAUGAACUCAUCUGUAGCAACCGAGGACACUGUCCUUGACACUGUCGUGAAACAAAACUUUUAAUUGUAAUACUUUCAUACUGAGACUUUCUUUCCUACAUCAGUGUUAAUAUCUUUUACUAUAUUGUAAAAUACUGUGUGUUUUUUACAUGACAUAAGGGAUAUGAGAAAUUUCCUUUUCAGGAAUUGUAAAAAAAAAAAAAUGCUUAUGCACUCAAUGUAUGCUUCCAUUUAUCAUAGGGUCUGUUGCCAUUUAGACGUGUACACAGGACUUCAUGAGAUGAGCUGCUCAUGUUGCGUGUAAUCCUAUUCUACUGCAUCCUGUGUCUCAAAUGUCCCUCGAGGUAUUUCACUGUCGGGUUAGCAAAAUUUGACUCAUUUACACUUUCAAAUGCAUUUUUUUCCCCAGCUCAUAGUACAAUAAAACCAACUGAGGUUUUGGCUGCUGCUUUUCUUACUGUUCCUUGUUCAUUUAGAAUUAUGUUUCGUGAUUGCAGU
This is a messenger RNA of Synchiropus splendidus (mandarinfish), 2625 nucleotides long. It is a transcript of the gene znf384b, whose product is annotated as zinc finger protein 384 b. Gene Ontology annotation, molecular function: DNA-binding transcription factor activity, RNA polymerase II-specific; RNA polymerase II cis-regulatory region sequence-specific DNA binding. Bases 181 to 1878 code for a protein of 565 amino acids. The record is from RefSeq and is a predicted model, not a curated record. NCBI's taxonomy places the organism in Eukaryota, Metazoa, Chordata, Actinopteri, Syngnathiformes, Callionymidae. Gene Ontology annotation, cellular component: nucleus. Gene Ontology annotation, biological process: regulation of transcription by RNA polymerase II; central nervous system development. The transcript is spliced from 10 exons.